Sitophilus oryzae (rice weevil) is the source of this 1277-nucleotide messenger RNA. RefSeq names its product dual specificity mitogen-activated protein kinase kinase 7-like. The record is from RefSeq and is a predicted model, not a curated record. Gene Ontology annotation, biological process: protein phosphorylation. Lineage: Eukaryota; Metazoa; Arthropoda; Insecta; Coleoptera; Curculionidae. Gene Ontology annotation, molecular function: ATP binding; protein kinase activity.
CGGGCUUUCAGUUAUGUCGAAUAAAAAGUUAUUUUUUUUGUACUGAGAAGUUCCCGAAAUAAAAAUAUUCACUAUUGGCGGUGGGUGGAUCGGAAAUGUCCAGUGCCCAACAAAAAAUCGACGAUCUUUUGGACAGACUUAAUCAGGACAGAUCUCCAAGAAGCCCUCAUAUGAGCGGCCAUACUCCCUUUGGAGGGUUGCCUCCCGCUAGACCUUCCUUACCCAUUGGACUUAAUAGCAACAGUAACAGCCCCACUAUGCAAAGACCGCGGCACCUAGCAUUUGCACAUAAAGCGAACGAUAACACGGAAGUUGAGAGAAGAUUAAAAGAAAUUAUGAAAAACAGUGGUGAUUUAUUAAUAGAUGAUAAAGUGUACUAUACUGAUAUUAAAGAAAUGGAACAUAUUGAAGAACUUGGUAAUGGCACUUGCGGUCACGUAGUUAAAAUGAAACACAAGCCCAGUGGUAAAGUCAUUGCAGUGAAGCAAAUGAGGAGGUCAGGCAACAGCGACGAAGCAAAACGUAUAAUAAUGGAUAUUGAAGUAGUUUUAAAAUCCGACUGUAAAUAUAUAGUUAAGUGUUUAGGCUGUUUUAUCACUGAAUCUGAAGUGUGGAUUUGUAUGGAAUUGAUGGACACUUGCUUCGAUAAAUUAUUAAAAAGACUUAAGCAAGCAGUCCCUGAAGAGGUCUUGGGGAAAGUUAGUGUUGCAACUGUAGAAGCUCUAGCCUAUUUGAAAGAUUAUCAUAACGUUAUACAUAGAGACGUAAAGCCGUCGAAUAUACUUUUAGAUAGUAAGGGAAACGUAAAACUCUGUGAUUUUGGUAUAAGCGGUAGGUUAGUGGAUUCCAUGGCUAAGUCAAGAAGUGCAGGCUGUGCAGCUUAUAUGGCACCCGAGAGGAUAGAACCGGACCCCCAAAAUCCCGAUUACGAUGUCCGAGCCGAUGUAUGGUCGUUGGGCAUCACGCUGGUCGAACUAGCCACCGGUGUUUUCCCCUAUCAAGAUUGCAAGACUGAUUUCGAAGUGCUCACCAAAGUUAUCGGGACUGAUCCGCCUUCUCUACCUAAAGAUAAGGAUUUUUCGACGGAAUUUAGAAAUUUUGUAGCUUGUUGUUUAACAAAAGAUAAGAAGCAAAGGCCUAAGUAUACUAAGUUGAAAAACCAUAUUUUCAUUAAGAAAUAUCAGGAAACGGAAGUGAAUGUCGGAGACUGGUACGUAAGGGCAUUGGAAAGCGUCGGUGAUAGGGCUGCGAUAAGGAAAGCUUCGAGUCCAGAAUGA